This is a messenger RNA of Huiozyma naganishii CBS 8797, 1860 nucleotides long. It is a transcript of the gene PIG2, whose product is annotated as putative protein phosphatase regulator PIG2. The transcript has a single exon. Bases 1 to 1860 code for a protein of 619 amino acids. The record is from RefSeq and is a predicted model, not a curated record. Lineage: Eukaryota; Fungi; Ascomycota; Saccharomycetes; Saccharomycetales; Saccharomycetaceae. Gene Ontology annotation, cellular component: protein phosphatase type 1 complex. Gene Ontology annotation, biological process: regulation of glycogen biosynthetic process. Gene Ontology annotation, molecular function: protein phosphatase 1 binding; glycogen binding.
AUGUACAUAAACACGGCAAAGAGGAACAACAGUACGACACAGAACAGUCCCAAUUUGCGUCUGGACUCUUCGAGAAGUACUUAUACACCGAAUCUGUCCGUGUCAGUGCCAGGAGUAGGCAACACAAGAAAGAAGAAGAGCGAUGUUGGCAGCACGUUCCAAGGGAAGGAGCAACAGAAAUUGAGGGGGUCCGUACCACAGAACAAGACCAAUGCACGUAAGUCGGUGCUGGGGACCCCCGAGGUGGCGGUGGCUCCUACGCGGAUAUUCCCAGAUGCGGAUGGCACCUCUUAUUUCACCCCGAAACCGAUGAGCAAUGCUAUUGGACAGAGUCCCGUUACAUCCCCGAAACGGACCAGUAAACCGAAGCAACCCGCUGCUGUGAAGACUGGCGAGAGGGUCAACACAUUGGAGUAUCUAAGUCGGCCGAAACGGAUUAACGAGUUCCGGAGCACCGCUGACGACGACAACCUGAUCCGUAUAAACACGGAGCACAACAGACACAUCCCUAUGAUUCGUUCCAAAUCGUUGCCCUUCAACAGCACGAAACUGAAGAGCAAUCUGAAGAAGGCCGCUGCCGCUGCUGGGGAACCGCGUCCCGAGUUGCAAAGGAGUAAAAGUGUACAUUUUGAGGAGACGUUACCGAUCAAGUAUUUCCAUUUGGAGGAGAGUCCACUUCUGGUGAGUCGGCACAACAGUAGUGAUGAGUUGAUAUGCAAGAUCAAUUUUGACAGGCAGAUCCCGCUGGGGAGGAUGCAACUGUUGAGUGUGGACAGUGACGACGACGACGACGGGGACGCUAGCGACGAUGAGCCUGAUGGGUUUUACGAUUUGAAUUUUGCGAUCUUGAAGAACAAUGGGGCGCCGGGCCACCACAGUAACAUGGAUUUGAAGUUGAAUAUAUUUGUGAACUCGAAACUGAACAAGAAUAUAAUCUUACAGAGCAUGCGGCUAGUGAAGAGGAAGAUGUUCAACAACACCAACGACUACUUCAUUUGGGGGAAAGUGCUUGUGAAGAACUAUUUCUUUGAGAAGCUGAUAUACAUCCGGUACACUUUGAACGACUGGGAGUCGUACAGCGAGGUGCGAGCGAAGUACUUGCCGACACCACCCCAGGUACAAGUUGAGCAAGACCGGAUCAGUGACGGUGACAAGUACGACACUUUUGAGUUCAGUAUAUUGAAUCUGAAGCACUUGAUAGCCAACGAGAACGAACACCGCGGGGCGGAGACCGCGACGACGAAUAACCAGUCUGAAGUUGGGGGGACUCUCAAGUUCUGCAUUCGGUACGAGACAUACAACCCUCGUGACCCGACCGAGCGGUACGAGUUUUGGGGGAACAACAGCGACAAGAACUACUCGUUCCGUGUUGUACUGCACGACCGUGACACCGUUGCCGAUAGAGAAGACACCGCAGCGUCCAGGGACGGCGCCCACUCGAGAACAAACCUGUUCAACGACAAGUACUACAGCGUAGCGAACGAGCUUGGCAGUUACAACCGCAAGACCAACAAGCUUGGAGGGAUCAGUGGCAGCCCCAGCGGUAACCGGCACCACACUCGAACAGGCUCCUCGAGCCACAGUCUUGCCGUGCAGAACAAUCAGCGAUCUACGGCGUCGUCUAAGAAGAAAUCGAUCUUCGAGGAGUUUCUAAGGGACGCGGCGCGAGACCAAGACCAUAACGACAGCGACGACGACUACGACGGGGACGAUCUCAGCGAUUUCAAUUUCAAGAAACCCAUAAACAAGGACAAGUACUGGUUCCACAACGAGCUUGUCAAGACGAGCACGCUCAGCGGCGGCGGGGACCAAGAGCCCCGAAUGACUUUCCGCAACUUCCGAAACCCGUUUGCCGGGUGA